AUGCCGUUUGGCUGUUUAACCAUCGGGGAAAAGAAGGAUUAUAACAAUCCUUCGGAAGUGACAGAUAAAUAUGACCUGGGUCAGAUCGUUAAAUCGGAGGAGUUCUGUGAGAUAUUCAGGGCCAAGGACAAAACGACGGUGAAAAUGUACACGUGUAAAAAGUUCGUGAAGAAGGAUGGACGGAAGGUCCGCAAGGCGGCGAAAAACGAGAUCGUCAUCCUAAAGAUGGUGAAGCAUCCCAAUAUUCUGCAGCUGGUGGACGUCUUUGAGACCAAAAAAGAAUACUUCCUCUUCCUUGAACUUGCAACAGGCAGAGAGGUAUUCGACUGGAUCCUGGACCAGGGCUACUACUCAGAGCGAGACACCAGCAACGUGGUGCGCCAGGUGCUGGAGGCCGUCGCCUACCUCCACUCCCUGCACAUCGUUCACAGAAACCUCAAGUUGGAGAACUUGGUUUACUACAAUCGCCUGAAGCACUCUAAAAUCGUCAUCAGCGACUUCCAUCUCGCCAAGCUGGGGAACGGACUCAUCAAAGACCCCUGUGGGACGCCGGAGUACCUGGCUCCAGAGGUGGUUGGCAGGCAGCGAUACGGCAGGCCGGUGGACUGCUGGGCUACGGGCGUCAUCAUGUACAUACUACUGUCGGGCAACCCUCCUUUCUACGACGAGGCUGACGACGACGAUUUCGAAAACCACGACAAGAACUUGUUCCGAAAGAUCCUGGCAGGAGAUUACGAGUUUGACUCUCCGUACUGGGACGACAUCUCAGAUUCAGCUAAGAGUCUGGUUGCUCGCCUGAUGGAGGUGGAUCAAGACCUGAGACUGUCAGCCCAGGAGGCUAUAAACCAUGAGUGGAUCUCCGGCGGUGCAGCUUCAGAUAAGAACAUCAAGGAAAACGUGUGCGCACAAAUAGAGAAGAACUUCGCCAAAGCUAAAUGGAAGAAAGCCGUGCGGGUCACCGCCAUCAUGAAGAGACUGAGAGCGCCGGAGCAGAGCGACCCGAAGGCGACCGUCCCCGAGGUCGGGGCCGGGGCCCCGGCGGAUGCCGCGGCUCCGCCUGCUGCCACCGACCCCGCCGCCGCCGAGGACGCCGCGGCCCCCGCGGCCCUCGCGGCCCCGCCGGCUCCCGCUACCGUCACAGAGCUCCCUGCUGCUGCUGCUGCCGUGGCGGAGAUAAGCAACCCGGCACCGGAGGCUGGCGCCGAGGUGGCCGGCGCCGAGGCGACCGGCGCCGCCUCCCCCGCGGAGCCACAGCAACCGAGUCCAGCGCCGCCGCCGCAGGAGGCCGAGCCCACGACGCGGUGCAAUGGGGAGGCUUCGGCCGCCGAGGCCGGGGAGGAGCAGGGUUAG
Messenger RNA from Pseudoliparis swirei, 1350 nucleotides. It is a transcript of the gene camkvb, whose product is annotated as CaM kinase-like vesicle-associated b. NCBI's taxonomy places the organism in Eukaryota, Metazoa, Chordata, Actinopteri, Perciformes, Liparidae. Gene Ontology annotation, biological process: peptidyl-serine phosphorylation. Gene Ontology annotation, molecular function: calmodulin binding; calcium/calmodulin-dependent protein kinase activity; ATP binding. Gene Ontology annotation, cellular component: intracellular anatomical structure. The record is from RefSeq and is a predicted model, not a curated record. The transcript has 10 exons. Bases 1 to 1350 code for a protein of 449 amino acids.